CUAAAUCUUGUGGCAUGCAAUUGACGGGGGUGGGGUAUAUUUGGGCCGGGCUGGGGGUGGAGGUUUACUGGGGUGUUAGGGGGAGUAAAAACCAUCAAUUUUUCGAACGAAGCAUCGUAUGAACCUCGGGUCAUCCAAUGACAUUGAAUCUCAAUGUCAUGGGAACCAAGGUGUAUUAUUAUCGAGGUUUCAUUAUUAUACUCUGUAUCAUCACUCUGUUCUAUAUUCCGCAGUUUAAUACUUCUUCCAUCCUUCAAAGUCUUUCUUAUUUUGAUUUUUAUGGGAUUUAAAGAAAAGAUAUUUUUUGCGUUCAUUUUUUCCCUUCAAAUUACCCUUGAUGCAAUGUUUAAAAAGAAUGUAAAAUAUUAUUGGAAGAAGAGGAGUAUAUAUUGCUAUGUAGGUGAAUGUUUGGGGAUAUAUAUAUAUAUAUAUAUAUAUAUAUAUAUAUAUAUAUAUAGGUGGCAAACAUUAUUUUCUUGGACUUACCGGUGGGGACGGGCUUCUCCUAUGCCACAAACCAAGCCGCUCAUCGGUCAAAUUCUACUCAGGCGUGCCAACAUGCAUAUGAUUUUUUGCGCAAGUGGCUAAGUGAGAAUCAAGAAUUUGUAGCAAAUCCAUUCUAUGUGACGGGUGACUCUUAUGCUGGUGAACUCAUUCCAAUCAUCACUCAAAUUAUAUCAGAUAGAAAGUCUCCAGCUCAAUUCUAUUUAUUUAUUUCUUUAUUUAAUUAUUUACCCAGAGUAUUCAUUUAUUUAUAUAUACCUCUCACAACUUCACCCUUUCCUAAAAUUCCAGGGAAUGAAAAUGGAAUGAAUUACCAAAUCAAUCUACAGGGGUACAUACUUGGCAAUCCAUUAACCUUCCCGGAGGAAGCUGACUACAAAUUCCCCUACGCUCACGGAAUGGGUCUCAUUUCUGAUGAGCUUUUCGAGUCGUUGAAGAAGAAUUGCCAAGGUGUGUCGUAUCUAAACAUUAACCCAGAAAACGUCAAGUGUUACGCCGACUUCCAAACGUUCAAAAAGUUGACAAGCAUAGUUUAUGAGGAUCAUAUUUUAGAGGCAAAAUGCAACGAAACCUUUGGUGGACAUUUGAGGAGGUCGAAAGAGGGCUUCGAGUUUUCUGCACAAAGAAAGUUGCUUAUGGAAAAGUCUAACCAAAACAAUAAUCUUCAUGGUACUUCCAUUCUAGGCCCUGAAUGUUUUCGGGCACAAUGGUAUGAUUUGUCAUACCUUUGGGCGAAUGAAGAGAUGGUUCGAGACGCGCUCCAUGUCAGAAAGGAAUCUAUGGGAGAAUGGAGACGAUGUAACUCCGAUUUGGAUUAUGUAUACGCGAGGGAUGAUGUAACGCCGUAUCACGCAAAUCUCAGCGCCAAAGGCUACAGAUCACUCAUUUACAGCGGAGAUCACGACUUCACCAUACCCUUCCUUUCGACACAAGCAUGGAUUCGAUCUCUAAACUAUUCCACUGUUGAUGAGUGGCGGCCAUGGAUGGGUGAAGACCAACAAGUUGCAGGGUAUACGAGGAGUUACACGAAUAAGAUGACAUUCGCAACGGUAAAGGGAGGGGGUCACACGGCACCUGAGUACAAACCAAAGGAGUGCCUUGCCAUGUUGACAAGGUGGCUUUCCUAUCAACCACUUUGAUCACAUGUGUAAAUGUGUAAUAGUAGGUCUCUACUAUAAGGACUUUUUUAGGGCACCCAAAAGAUGAUCUCAAGUUUGUUAUUUUAUUCUCGAUCAUCACCAACACGCUUAAAUAAUAGUUGUGUGUUUGUGCGAAGGACGAUAUAUAACAAAUUUCGAGAUCAUACACGAGGUGCCCCUAGCAUUUAUUUACUCUAUCAUAUACACAUUGUUUGCAUAUUUAAAAAAAACGCUCCCUUUGUUGGACAGAGGAGGUGAAUAUACUCCGUACGAUGUAUCCAUUAUUCCUAUUCGUGCUUUGAAUAUUCGUCCUUCAUACAAAUACACAACUAUUAUUGGA
Cuscuta campestris is the source of this 1983-nucleotide messenger RNA. NCBI's taxonomy places the organism in Eukaryota, Viridiplantae, Streptophyta, Magnoliopsida, Solanales, Convolvulaceae. The record is from the annotation of a GenBank genome assembly.